AUGGCAUCAGGAAGUGAUGUCCGUGAUAUACUGGGCCUUGGAGCUGCCGGCCCAUCAUCGGCUACAAAGCCUCCACCGCCCAAGAAGCUCGCAAGGCCUCCUGGUCAAAAGAGACUUGCUGGAAUUGCUAGAGAACUUCAUGAAUUACUGGGAGGAAGCGCUCCACCUAUUGUGCCAGUGCGGCCACAAUACAAGGCCAAACCCAAAAUGAGCAAACGAGUUACUGGAUGGGUUUGGAGGCAAUUCAAAAACGAUGCAAGAUCAGAUGGACUGCUACUAGAACACUGGGAAAAGGUCACAGACAGUCAAGAUGAACCGUAUCGAUUCAGCAAGUUCAACAAGAAUGUCAAUAUCUUGGAAUACUCUGACGAUGAGUACACAAAGUUUCUUGUCGACGAACAAUGGUCAAAAGAAGAAACAGACUACUUAUUCAAGCUAUGUAAACAGUACGAACUACGCUUUAUCAUUAUCACGGACAGAUACGAGUUUGAAGACAAGCAGCGCUCAAUGGAAGAUCUGAAGGACCGAUACUAUACUGUUGUACGCAAGAUUGCUGAAAGUCGAGCUGAAUCUCAGCCAGAACUCCGAGAUCUCGUUACCACACAUCAAUUCAACAAGAACAUGGAAGUCGAAAGGAAGAAGCAUCUUGAGAGGCUCUCUACACGCACGCCAGAACAGAUCAAGGAAGAAGAAAUCUUGUUCCAGGAGCUACGCAGGAGAGAAGCUAGUGAAGCCAAGUGGACUAAAGAACGAGAACAUUUGGCAAAGACCUUGGGUAGUAUGGACAUUCCUAUACCAACGUCUAUGGGUGGUCCUUCUGGUGAGCUGAUUGUUUCCCUUCAAGCUGGGGUUCCUGUAGCGCUGGAGAGAAAGGAGUCACUUGUGCCUGUGGGUCGCUCCAUUUUGGGUGAACUGGAAGACCUGUCUUCACGCCGAGAAAAGUUGCCUCCAGGUGUCUUCCUGAGGUCAUCACGAUUGACUGCAGUCAAAUCACAAUAUCAAUCCAAAGUCAACGAAGUGUUUGAGCGAUUUGACAUACCAAUGAAACCCGUAAUGCCAACUGGCCCAAUCUGCAACAAGAUGGAAGAUCUGAAAGGACUCAUUCAGCAAUUACUGGAUAUGAAACGAAUGCAUGAUCGAAUCAGUAUGGAUAUGAAGAGUGCUAUACAAAGGAAGCAGUAUUUGGAAAUGGGAGACGAUAAUGAUGAUGGUGGUGGCGGGGGUCGAAAACGCUCAAUGAGUUCACCUGCUCAUUCCCAGCGAGAUGCCAAACGCCAACGGGCUUGA
Messenger RNA from Synchytrium microbalum, 1287 nucleotides. RefSeq lists its product as uncharacterized. The transcript is spliced from 13 exons. Gene Ontology annotation, cellular component: Swr1 complex; NuA4 histone acetyltransferase complex. Gene Ontology annotation, molecular function: transcription corepressor activity. Lineage: Eukaryota; Fungi; Chytridiomycota; Chytridiomycetes; Synchytriales; Synchytriaceae. The record is from RefSeq and is a predicted model, not a curated record. Gene Ontology annotation, biological process: negative regulation of transcription by RNA polymerase II; DNA repair; chromatin remodeling. Bases 1 to 1287 code for a protein of 428 amino acids.